UGUCCUUUAUAUUGAAAAACAGACUAAUUAAAUAUUUGAAGCAUUCAUCAAAGGAAGGGGGAAACCUUACUUCUUCUACCACUCCAAUAUGUUGGGUUUUUUAAAUUCCAGAAGGAAAUUAAAGGGUGUUACUCUUUGUAUUAACACUGUUCGUAUGCCUAAAGCAAAGAAGAUAUCACUGAGUUUAUGCAAAAAUCCAUGAGCAUUCCAUUUGUAUUUGUCUGUUUUUUUCUUAGCUGUAUCUCACAAAGAAGAGUCAAGCCCUGUAGAUUAGUUUUCUUGGGCUUUUUGUGUCUGUUAAGCAUGAAAUACUGCUGGUGGCAUUGUGAGAGCAAUAGCAACUGGCUUCAUAUCACUCCUGAGACAACUUUUCAAAUCACCUUUCAAGUCUGUCCCAAAAGAGAACCUUUUGCUUUUUCAUAUGGCGUGUUUUUGAUUGAAUGUUUAACUGCAGUUUAAACACUUUAACUGCAAUGACUAAUUUCUGCCAUCACAAACACCUCCAUAAGCCCAUGUUAUUUUUUAUUUCCUUGAAGAAAUAUUGUGUGGAGAGAAUAGAGCUGUUUCUUUACCUCUGUAGAUGCAAAGACCCUGUUUCUUGGGCUGAGUGGUGGGGCUGAGGGGCUCACUCUCCCUUGGCACUGCAAAGUGGCAGAACUCAUCCUCUCCUUUAUGUCACCAGGGGUUUAAGUACUUGGACGUCUCCACCAUUAUCCUGUAACAAGUAGGCCAGAGCCAGGAAGAAGCCACAGUUUUCUGUUGGGGACAGAAGAGGAAGGACAGAGCCUGUGGGAGUACCUGCUUCUCUUCCUGCAGAUACCUUUGUUUCCUUGGUUCUGCUCUGUUGUUUUUCUGUUGUUGUCCUGCCAUGUAUAAAGAGGAGCCAGAGCAGGCCUUGGCUCAGCCCCUUCUCUCGGCAUCAGAAGCAGCUGAAGAAGCGAGGUGCUCAAUGCACGGGGCAGACCUGCUUGUCCUCCCUGCAGCCCUGUAUCAGCUGGUGGCUUUCAUCUUUGCUGCUCUCUGCCACUACCUCUGUGUUUCAGGUUGCCUCUCUCUGACUGCUCGGUACAUAUUCCUCCUUGCUGGAGGAUAUCUCCUUGCUGACACAGCCAUGGGCAGCUAUGCUGUGUUGCUCCUUGUCCCUGCUGCUGGCUCCACACUUGUCCUCCUUUCUGUCAGCCCAGCUCAUGCCCACACCUGGGUCUGCACCCUUCAGAUGUCCUGGCAGAUGCUCUGCCAGCUGGGUGUGAGCAGCCAGGAGCUGGACCCACAGGAUGCCAGGCUAGCCGUCGUGCUCUCUGCCACCAUGCUGCUCACCCAGAAUGCUAUGUCUCUGGCCCUGGACUUCCAUGAAAGAUGAAUGUCACACCAUGUGGGCCAGGGACUUCUGCACACACUGCCCCUCUGCAGCUACCUACUUUUUUCCCCAGCCCUCCUCACAGGUCCCCUGUGGUCCCUCGGCUGGUUUCAGGUCCAGGCUGAGCGCUGGGGUCCUCUCUCAGGCUCACUGCAGGCUGCCAGCCAGCGGUGCCGCUGGGCACUGGCCCUGUCCUGCACCUCAGGCUGGUAUAGUUUCCACUGGGUGCUGCAUGAGACCCUCCUGGAGGUGGUGGACUUUGGGCCAGAGGUGGGCCAGGGAGAUCUUUCUGUCCACGACCUGUGGAUGCUUGAGACAACGCACUACUUUGUCAUCUUCACCCAAACCUGGAACAAGAGCACAUCCUGCUGGCUGAGGAGGCUUGUCUUCCAGUGCUGCCCAGCUCAGCCACUUCUAGCUACUUUUGUCUUCUCCACCUGGUGGCAUGGCCUCCAGCCAGGUUUCCUGUGCUUGGCUGUCACAGUGGAGCCCAAAUACCACAUCCAUCCCUUCUUCAGCACCUGGGCCUCCUCCCAGGUUAUGAAGCUCCUCUACCAUGGUGCAACCUCAGUGUUCACAUGGGUCAUCAUGGCCUACAUCGUGGUGGCUGUGGAGAUUGCGAGCUUUUCCACACAUUGUCUCCUCUAGACUUCCUGCAAUAGCAUCCUUCUCCUUUGCUAUGGCCUCAUGCUGCUGCUUGCCAAAAGUCAAAGUAGAAUUGAAUUUAUUCUGGGCUAACUUGUGCAGCCAGUGGGACUUGCCCCUGCACCUGUUGCAGACAGGGUGAGAAGAGCUAUUUGCCAAGCAAUCUCAUAUAACAGCAUCUCC
This is a messenger RNA of Cuculus canorus (common cuckoo), 2185 nucleotides long. It is a transcript of the gene MBOAT4, whose product is annotated as membrane bound O-acyltransferase domain containing 4. Gene Ontology annotation, cellular component: endoplasmic reticulum membrane. Gene Ontology annotation, biological process: lipid modification; peptidyl-serine octanoylation. The record is from RefSeq and is a predicted model, not a curated record. Gene Ontology annotation, molecular function: serine O-acyltransferase activity. NCBI's taxonomy places the organism in Eukaryota, Metazoa, Chordata, Aves, Cuculiformes, Cuculidae.